Branchiostoma floridae (Florida lancelet) is the source of this 2596-nucleotide messenger RNA. RefSeq names its product leucine-rich repeat-containing protein 15-like. The record is from RefSeq and is a predicted model, not a curated record. The transcript is spliced from 4 exons. The coding region runs from base 259 to 1764 and encodes 501 amino acids. Gene Ontology annotation, molecular function: protein binding. NCBI's taxonomy places the organism in Eukaryota, Metazoa, Chordata, Leptocardii, Amphioxiformes, Branchiostomatidae.
CUGAAAGCUAUCAGGCAUUGUCAGGGCGUGUACAUGUGUGUAGUCAUAUUGAGACGACUAUUUCAUCGAAUAUCUAGAGGGACAUCGCAUCCAUCGCGUAUCAGACAACUGCGUGACUGAGUCAACAAACCGAAGCUCAGAAGCCAAUGCUGUUUAAACAGUGUGCCCAGCGCUCACUGCAGCCCCAGACUCUGAGGCUCGUACGCCGGAAAUAGGCACAAGAGCCCCGAAGGAAUCACAAAGACCUCCUUCAAGACCAUGCACAUCUUGUGGGUUUUGCUGACCGUCCCAGCAGUUGUAACCACCGUCCAAGGGCAGCGGCCGCUCGCCUGUGACAGUGUGGGGGAUGGCAGUCCCGUCUGCAGCUGCAGGUCCGGACGCGUCUCCUGUGAAGACGCCGACUUGACGGACGUACCGACCGACAUUCCACCCGACACCGGCACCCUGGAACUAUCCGGAAACAAGAUUACGUCACUUCCGGCAUUAGUCUUCGAUGGUCUGCCUGAAGUAACCACUCUUGACCUUUCCGAUAAUGAGAUUGCCUCUAUAGAGGUUGGGGCGUUUGAUGGGUUAGGCGGCAGCCUGGAAAAACUUUACCUAAACAACAAUGAGCUAGUGAGUUUGGAAGGGGGGAUAUUUAGAAAUCUGACAACUCUAGAAUUCCUGUAUCUCAAGGACAAUAAGAUAUCGACCGUAAGUUCCGGUGUCUUUAGUGGAUUGUCAAGUCUAAUCCAAAUCUUCUUUGAUGGAAACAGAAUUUCUAGUUUUCCCACUGGUGCCCUUUCUGGCGCGCCGGAAUUGCGUGCCAUACAACUACCCAGGAACCGUAUAACGAGGUUAGAUAGCGUCCUGCCCUCACUGCCGUCCCGUACGGUAAAUAUAGAUCUCAGUGAGAACAAUUUAGAAAACCUGCAACCAGCAGCGUUUAACGGUUUUCCACGCCUUUCGACUCUCACUCUGAAAUCUUGCAACAUCUCAUCUCUACCUCCGAAUGCUUUCCCUAAUACCCUGAUGUUUCUCUACUUGGACAACAACAAUUUGGUUGAGCUUAAGAAUAACAGUUUUGGUACCCAUCCUUCUCUGGCCAUCGUCAGCUUCAUCAACAACAAAAUCACAACAAUAGAGGCUGGACUUUUUAGCAGGCUCCCAAGACUAGGAAACAUUGCGCUCCAGUCGAACAAGCUAGCCUCCUUGCCGCCUGGCAUAUUCGACAACCUUUCUAAUGUACGAGAACUUCGACUAGAAAAUAACAAACUCGAAAGUCUGGAUGAUCCUAACAUCUUUAAGGAUCUUCAGAGCGCCUGGUUCAUAUAUCUUCAAGACAACAACCUCAAAAGUCUUCCUUCUGGCGUCUUUAGCGAAGCAAACCUGGAGAAUCUUAAGAUCCUGGUUCUCGACAACAAUGCCAUUACUCAAAUUGAAAACGGUACCUUUGACAAUCUUCCUAGCAUACAAUCCAUCUAUGUGCAGCAAAAUCCAAUUGAGGAAGUAGGUUGUGGAAUGGCCCCUCCGAAAGCUAUGUCUCCGUCGCUAAGAAAGGUGUAUAUAUCGUGCACAUGCCACCUAAAACCUUUGUAUGAUUGUCCCAACUUCAACUGGCUUGGUGCGAAGACCGUGUGUCAGUCUCCGCUAUCGCUCUGGCGCGUAGCUCUGAAUGAAACCACGCCUGAUCGCUUGGUUUGCGCCGGUGCGGGUGUUAACGGUACAAACUGGAUCGCUUUGGUCGUCCUUUUGUUGUCGUCUGGCCUCUUUAUGACGACCUAAGGUGGUGAUAUCAGUUCCAAUACUGUAGCACUGUGGAAAUAUGCCAUGGUACAAAUUGCAAUCUGGCAGAAUCGCAGAUUCGACCGGUAGAGAUCCCGAUCACAGGCUCUGUCGUCAGUGUUACCCUCAACGUAGAGGUUUGGUUCGCCCUAGGCGCGAGGCUUAAAAAUGUGGUACAAAAUAGAAACCCCGAUAAAAACGCAUAAAAAAAUUUAAAAAACAGCCGGAGCCGAACCUCUGCUUGGAGACUAGUCAGUGUUAGGAUGGUGUCGUUUUUGUAUAUCCUAAAAUUUCAAGUCAAUCCAUAUUGAUCUGGAGUGAAUUGGACCGCGGUUUAAAACUUCUGACGGUCUUUUAAAGGAGUUUAUUCAAAUUUAAAGACUCAGAUAGAUCUGGCUCCCUACCAGCAGAAUUGGUGAUUUUACCAGAUUUAGACAUCUCCACUGUGUACUAGAAAUCAAAUGCUGCGCUGAACUAUCGCAAUAUGAUUUAUUGAACUAAACUUGAUGUGAUUUCUCUGCUAUGUGGAACAGACAAGCAAGCAAACAACCAAAGAAAGAAAUGAAUAAAUGAACUGACGAACAAGAACUUUUUCAACUUGCCAACCUGACAGUGGUAUUGCUGUAGCAAUGUAGAUAGAUGCUAAUACAAAUGUAUACAAUGAGUAGUUAUCUUUACUUACUUAUUACUCACUACCCAGUAUAGAAGUCACCCAAACCAACUUGUUUGGUCAAAAAAUGGUUGUAAGGUUAUACACAACAUAUAUUCUUCUUGUUUAGAUUCAUGUAAACUUUUGUUUUGUGUUGUACCAACACAAAUGAACUUGUAUACU